CCUUCUUUAAAUGUUAAAGUAUCUGAUGAAUGCGUGACAACUUUUACCGAUUUAAAGUUAUGUAAGAUAUACAAAUAUAUUUUGUAUAAAUUUUCUGAGGAUAAAAAUAAUUUCAGUAUUGAUAAGGCUGUUGAAACAAUAUCCAAUAACAAAUCUAGUUAUAUAGAAAAUUAUAAAAACUUCUGCAGUGAAAUUAUUAGUAAAAAUGAACCUUAUUUCGCUAUUUAUGAUUUUGAAUAUGAGAAGCUUAAUGAAGGUCAUCGAAAUAAAAUCAUAUUAAUUUCUUGGGUCUCUAAGAAUGCUGAUGCCCAAAAUAAAUUUCUCUCUGCUGCAAACGAUAGCGAUGAUUUAUUGAAUGAAAAUGAGAACAAAAAGAUGUUUAUGGCAUCAAUAAUUGAUGCAUAUGAAAACGAAUAUGUUUUUACUGAACCUCUGAAGUCUUUCUACUCAAAAAUUCCUGAAAAUGACCUUAAAGAUCAAUUUUCAAAAAAUAGCCAAAAAAUGAUCGAAGAAUUAAAAAAAAAAAUUAAAUUUUUUAUUGAAACUUUCCAUUCAAGCAAUGAUAUCAAUUUUAAUUAUUUAUGUGAGCCUUUGAGAAUAGUUUUUAAUGCUUAUAUAGAUGCUGGACUCUUAAAACUAAAAAAUCAGCCAAAAUCAGUUCAAAUUAUUAUCUCUGCGAUUGAGGCAUCUAAUAAUUAUAUUAACUAUAUCUUGUCAACGUGGAAAAAUCUAUCUGAUUAUUAUAGCGAAAAAAAAGCAAUUCAGCAGAUACAGAAAGAAGACGGCGAAAAUACAGAAAAACUGAAGUAUAAAGAGGUUAUUGAUCUACUUAACGAAGAUCAAAGUGCCAAUAUAAGUGAUGUUAUAAAAGAAUUUAAAUCACAAAGUAAUAGAAUUUCAGUAUUUAAAUCAGUCAAAGAAGCAACUAAUAUUUUAGCAUUUAAAAUAUUUAAUGAAGUAGGCUCUUUACCUAAAGUAAUCGCUAAAAAAAAUACAAUACAAAGGAUUCAAGAAUAUCUAAAAUCAUCAUUAUAUUUAUUUAUAUAUUGCAGCACUUUUGGUUUAGUUUUUUCAGUGGGUAAUCCUUUAGGUGGAAAUAAAGAAUGGAAAAGUUUGAAUGAGGAUAAUUUCGAAAAAACAGUAAAUAUACUAAAAGAAAAUGAAGCGUUAAAAUCAGCAUUAGAAGAAACAAAUCAAAUCUAUGGACCAAAGAUUAUAUCUUCCUUAAUUAAAUAUGCAAAUGAAUUAAAACUGAAAAUUGAUGAUUUAUCCUACCUUCGUAGAAUUAGUGCUAAUCUGGAUGAUAAUUUUAAAAUUGUAGAUCCGAAAAUUACACCUAUAAAAUACAAUUUUUAUGAUCAGUUUGAACAAUUUAGUAUAUAUGAUUUGGAUAAGAGAUAUAAUCAAGAAGAAACUAAUAAACCGUUUAAUGAUCUAAUGAAUUAUGAUUAUAUGAAAAAUGAUGUAACAAGAUAUGAACCAGAAGGAAAUAUAGUAACAGACGAAGUCAUAUCAGAUAUAAAUGAAUCGGUAGAAAGUUAUACUAUUAAUAAUAAAGAAACGUCAUUUGGAUCAACACCUUUUGAUGCUUUUCUAAAUAAAAAGAAAAGGCUAAAAAAUAAGCUUAAUAAGAAUCUAACUGGAACAACAGACCUAACAGACUAUUCACAAUUGCUAAAUGAUCUUAAAAAUGAUUUAAAAGAUGGCCAAUUUGGCAAGUUUCAAUUCCAAAUAGAAAAAUUAUUACUUAGUAUUAAAACUGUUAAAGGAACUAAUGAUAAUGCUCUACAACCGUUAAACAAACAGAUAUUAGAUUUUAGCAGCAACUUAUUUAUUCACUUUAGUGAAGACUGGUAUAAAAAUAUUAAUAAUGGUUUAUUUACGAAUACUAUUAAAUUCUUUGAUGAUAAUAUUGGAAAUAAUAUACAAUGGUAUUCUGAAUUUCGUAAAAUUAUUGAUAGUGAUAUUGCAACUAGUUAUAAUUAUUUGCAUGAAUUAAAAUUAAGAUCAAUAAUUGAUUACGAUAAUAAUCAAUAUAAAACUAUUAGUAAAAUAAUUGAUGAUUUCGAAUUAGAAUUCAGUAAAAGUGAUCAAUUAAGUAAGGUAGUAAUAAUUUCAAACCACGCAAUGAGUAUUAAUCGAAAAGCUGAUAAAUUUCUUAAGGUGUAUUCUGAUUACUUUAUCAAUUACUUACAAAAACUUCCGGUGUCUUAUCAGGAAGAAAAAAAUGAAAUUCAAAGAUUUGUUCAAGAGUACUUUAACUCUGAAGACAAAUUGAUUUUAUUUAUUAAUAUGCCUGAAAAAAGUCUAUAUUAUGAAAACCUUGUCAAAAAUAAAAUUGUUAAACUUAAUUAA
Molecule: messenger RNA, 2355 nt
Organism: Racocetra persica
Lineage: Eukaryota; Fungi; Glomeromycota; Glomeromycetes; Diversisporales; Gigasporaceae
Source: the annotation of a GenBank genome assembly